UAUAGACAUAAUAUGUAUCCAUUUAUUCCAUGUGGAUUCUGUAGUUCAACCACCUAUGAUAUUUGAUAUCUACUUAAGAUGCUGCGGUAACACUAAGAUGAUAAAAAAUAUAUGUUUCCCACCAGUAAAUAAUAUUUGUAAUACUUUUAGUGACCACCGGACACCGACUUCUAGCUACUAGAACUAGCUAGUCUAGUCGCGGCCUUAGCACUACGUAGUUAUAUCAUAUAUGUAUAACUGUGACUAUUGAGUCUUCACAUUUCAGUCAGUUUAUUAUCAUUCUGAUUUGUGUUAAAUUUUUAUUAUUUUAUUAAUCGUUCACUGACCUUUCCAAACAAUUGUAUCAUUUUUGUGUAUUGAUCACUAUAAAAUUAUUAUAAAAAGCAUUUUAAGAUGUAUAUUGUAUAGUAUAAUACAUAUAAUAUUAUCAUAAAAUAUAUGAUAAUAAUAAUGUUUUUUUAAUUGCAAAAAUGAUUUUUACUUGGCUAUGGCUUUCAAUUUUAAUUCAUUCAACAAUAGCUGACGAAUUACCAGUUUUUAAUAAGUAUAUGAAUAAUGAAGCUCUCUCAGAGAGUAUUCCAGUUGGCCAAUCUAUUUACAAACUUGAAGGUAUUGACUCUUCAGGUGGAGAUGAUGAUUUGAUAUAUGGAAUAGAAGGAACUGAUAGUUUAGUUGUAGAUUCAAUAACAGGAAUCGUUACUUUAGCAAAGCCAUUAGAUCAUGAGGAAAGUGAUACAUUAAAGUUAAGUGUCACACUAAAACAAAAAAAAUCAGGUGAUAUUGUUCGACUUCCAAUAUCCGUGAUAAUAUUAGACGAAAAUGAUAAUGUUCCAACAUUCAAAAAUACUCCUUAUGAAGGCUCAGUUAGUGAAGAAUCUGAAAUUGGUGUAACUGUGUUCAAGUGGAUCCAUGUGGAAGACUUGGACAAAGUCGGUGAACCUCUAGAAGUCAGAUGUGAAUCUAGUUCAUUGACUGAUGAAGGAUGCUUAAAAUUUAAAAUAAUACCAAAAAAUACAAGUGAAAGUUACUAUUUAGGCGUUUUGGUUGUUAAUGGACAAAUAAAAUAUUCGGAAAAUCAGUUUUAUAAAUUGACUCUUGUUGCUACUGACGGUGUUCAUGAGAGUAGAAUAAGUUUGGAUAUACAUGUCAAAGAUGUACAAAAUACGCCUCCUAGUUUCCAUGGAUCAUUAACAAGUGUUAUUAGUGAAGAUGUGCCGGUUGGAACUCGUGUAUUAACUGUUAAUGCAAAAGAUGGAGAUAGAGGAGAACCUAGAAAUAUAGUAUAUGACUUGAUCCAAAACCCCAUGGAUUAUUUUUCAUUGGAUGGUUUAUCCGGUGAGCUUUUUACUGCUAAAUUAAUUGAUCGAGAAUCAUUAAUGAAUAACAAUGGUAUUAUUACAUUAACUGUACGAGCUAGAGAAAUAGUUAAUGGCUUAGCAGUUGAUGAUGAAAUAAGUUCGUCUAUUGCAAUUAUAACCAUUACUGUUCAAGAUGUAAAUGAUGAACCACCACUAUUUAAUAAGUUGGAUUAUUUUGUUACUGUACCAGAAAAUAUAGCUCCUGGUACCCCGUUGCCGAAUCUUAAUAUGACUGUUGUGGAUUCAGAUAUUGGUUCAAACUCAGAAUUUUCAUUGAGAUUACUUGAUGAAUCAAAAUUAUUUGUAAUAGAUCCAAUAAAAGCCAUUGGUUCAACAGAUGUUGGAAUUAAGCUUGCUAAAGAUGCAAAUUUAGAUUAUGAAGAUCCUAAUCAAAGGAAAUUUAUUCUUUUGGUCAUAGCUAGUGAACAAAGUGAAAAAUAUCAUUUAACAUCAACAGCUACGCUAAACAUCCAAGUAACUGAUAUUAAUGAUAACCGGCCUGAGUUUGAAAAUAAAGCAUAUACAUUUACAGUCAAUGAAAUUGCUACACCCGGAACGGUGAUUGGUGUAGUAAAAGCAUCGGACAGAGAUAGUAACCCAAAUAUUAUUUAUAGUCUAACUGGACCUUUAGCUGAAAAGUUUUAUGUUGACAAAACAACAGGCACUAUUUCUGUGGCGCUGUGUUCUAAUGUUGGAAAAUCACCAUGCCUUGAUUAUGAAACUCAGUCAAAUUUUUAUCUAACAUACAUAGCUACUGAUGAUAAUGGUAAUGGGCAAUCAAGUUCUGUGCCAAUUAUGAUAAUAUUAACGGAUGACAACGAUAACACACCUGUGUUUGUACAACAUGUUUAUACAAGUCUAAUAGAUGAAGGUGUAACAAAUUUUGAACCGCCGCUCAUAGUUCAGGCUACUGAUGCUGAUAAGUCUUCUGUAAUUUCAUAUUCUAUUUCUGGAUAUGGAAAUAAAUUAUUUAAAAUUGAUAAAAAUAGUGGAGAAAUAUUUAUUUUAUCCCAAAACGGACUUCAAAGAUCUAAAAAUGAUAAUAUUACACUAUCAAUAGUUGCUAGUGAUGGUAUUUAUAGUGAUGAAGCAACUGUAAAUAUUGUAGUUUUAGAUGUUAACAAUAAUAGUCCACAGUUUUUGUCUGAUGCAUACAAUGUUUCUAUUUAUGAAAAUGAACCAGUUGGCCACGUUGUCAUUAAAGUUGAAGCAAAAGAUGAUGAUUUAAAUUUAAAUGCAAAUCUUACCUAUCAUAUACAAGAAGGUUCAUUUAAUCAUUUUUCUAUUGACCAGCUAACUGGAACUAUUUAUGUUUCCUCAAAACUGGACUAUGAUCAACAUUCAAGUUACGUUAUUAAAACACUUGCGAUUGAUAAGGGUACACCUGCUCUCACUGGAAGUACAGCUGUAAAUAUCAAUAUAAUUAAUAUCAACAAUAAGAGUCCCAAAUUUAAUCCAUCCAUACAGCGUGCAGAGGUUUCAGAAGAUGUUCCGUUAGGUACUGUUAUUUAUCGUUUGAUUGCUCAUGAUCCUGAUACUAGUGACGAAAACGCUCUGAGUUUUUCAUUGAAUUCAUUGCUCACAACUGGGAUUACUAGUGAUGGCAAUCAAUUAAAUGACAAUGGUGUCAUUAAAGAAUGGUUUAAAGUUAGACCUUCAAAUGGUGACAUAAUUGUAUCUAAAAUAAUUGAUAGAAAUAUAGCAGCUAUUGUUAGUCUAUCUGUUAUUGUUACUGAUACAUCUGCUCCUGAUGUACAACAAUCAACAGGUACUUUAAUGGUAACUAUAAUGGAUAUUAAUGACAUCGCUCCUAAAUUUAAUGAACCUUGGACUGAAGAAAAUCCAGUAUUAACAUUAUCCGUUUUUGAAGAACAACCAAUUGGUUCUGUUAUUGGUAGUUUUAUUGCUUAUGAUGAUUCAGGAAUUGAUCAUUAUGCAAUUAUGCCUUAUAACCAUUAUGUUGCUGUAAAUAAAUCUACAGGUUCCUUAUAUACAAAGGAAAGACUUGAUUUUGAAAACAUUGAAACUAUUAGUGUUACAUUAUUUGCUUAUGAUACGGGACAUCCUCAGCUAUCUUCUUCGGCAACCAUCAUUAUUAAUGUAAUCAAUGUGAAUGAUAAUAAUCCUGUAUUUAAUCAGACCGAGUACAAAGCAGAGAUAGAAGAAAACUCACCAGUUGGAACAUUUGUUACAAAAGUAUUAGCAACUGAUACUGACAAAUUAAUAUUUGGUUUGAUCCACUAUUCAAUUAUUGGAAAUAACAAUGGAUUUUCUAUUGAUCAAGAUACAGGUGUGGUGAAAGUUAUUAAUUCUAGUUUCCUUGAUCGUGAAGAGAUAUCAGAAUUAAUAUUGACAAUUCAAGCUAAAGAUCAAGCUCCACCUGAUUCAGCCAAGACUGCUGUAGUUUUGCUAUCUAUAAAACUUAAAGAUGUUAAUGAUAACCCGCCUCAAUUUGACCCCAAAGAAUAUUCAUUGUCUAUUAUUGUUUCAACACCAACAACCCCACUUAUGCAGAUGAAAGCUAUAGACAAGGAUCUUAAUUCUAAGUUGGCUUACACAAUUGUGUCAGGAAAUAAAGAUUUAUUUAAUCUUGAUAAAGAUACAGGAUUUUUAUAUCCAGCAAUGUCUUUGAACGGAAGAAAAGGGUUGCAUUGGAUUGAAGUUGAUGUUUUUGAUGGUAUAUUUAAAGAUCACGCAAAUAUUAAUAUUACUGUUUUGGACAUUAAUCAAAAUCAACCAGUCUUUGUUCAUCCAUCUAACUCUACACUAUCUAUUCCUGAGAAUGUUAAUGUUGGGACUUUAGUCUUAACUGUAUGUGCUGAAGAUAAAGAUUUUGGUGAAAAUGGCCGAGUAACAUAUUUCUUCAAAGUUGCAAAUAAUAACACUCUACAAACUGAUACAUUUACUAUUAAUCCAGAAACGGGGCAAAUUACUACUCAAAUUUUACUCGAUUAUGAAACAAAGUCAUCUUACGAAUUAGUAUUAGUUGCACGAGAUCAAGGUUCACCAACAUGGCAAGAAUCGUUGAAACUACUUACUAUCAAUUUAAUUGAUGUUAAUGAUAAUAAACCAAAGUUUCCUAUACACAAUGAUCAUAAACCGUUGUAUACAUUCAGUGUUAGAGAAAAUAAUAGACUUCAAUAUAGAAUUGGCCAAGUAAAAGCUACUGAUUUAGAUCAAGGAAAUAAUGCACGUAUAUUUUAUUAUUUGCUAUCCACUAAACCCAGCCCAUUUUUUGUUGAUCGUCUUGAUGGAACUAUUUAUGCUAAUGACACAUUGGACAGAGAACAACAAAGUUCUUACGAAAUAGUUAUUAAAGCAUCUAAUGAUAUAGAGUAUCAACAUACAAAGGACUUAGAAAUGGAUGAUUACAGUUUAGCGAGAGUAUUGAUUGUAAUUACAGAUGAAAAUGAUAAUGCUCCAGUUUUUCAGUCAAAACAUUAUUAUGCAGGGGUUAAUACUAUGGCUAAGGUUGGAGAUGUAAUACUUCAAAUAUUAGCAACAGAUCCAGACUCUAAAGAAAAUGGCACUGUAACAUAUAGUAUUGAGAAUGCACAGCUAUUUAGACCCGGAGUUGACAAUAUGACUUGGUCAUCUAUAAUAAAAGAACCAUUUGUUAUUGAUUUGUCAGGUCGUAUUUCUACAGCAAUAUUUUUAGCUGAGUAUAAUCAAGGUAGAUUUGAAUUGCAAGUUAUGGCCAAAGAAAUUGCUUCACCUUACAGAAUAACCUCUACAACAGCUACAGUUUGGGUGUAUGAAACGGAACAAUUAGUAAAAGUGAUUGUAUCAAGAGCACCCCAGACGGUUACUGAAGGCCGGGAGCAGAUAUUAUCCAGUUUGGCAAACGUAACUAGUAUGAUAGUUGUUCUGGAUGAUGUCCGUUACCAUGUCAAUCAAUAUGGCUAUAUUCAGUCUGAUUGGAGUGAUGUAUACAUACAUAUGAUAAACCCUAUGACAAAUACUAUUAUGUCCAGUGGAGAAGUAUUAACUAUAAUUGAUAAUAAAUAUGAUUAUUUAAAAGACUACUAUCAAAAUUUUGCUAUAGAAAAUGUUGUGCCUACAUUUGUUGUUACUCAGUCCGAAUCAUUUGAACCUACUUUAGCUGCAUUAGUUGCAUUGUUAGUUGUAUUAACUGUUGGCUGUAUUGGAGUACUGAUAAUUUGCUGUUGUUUCCGACAUUGGAUGGUUUCAGAGUUGGACAGCAACUCGAUCAAAAACGAUAUAUUAAUUAAGAAGGCUGUUAUUGAUGAUUUAAGCACCACUGAAAAUCCUUUGUGGAUCGAACAGAAAUUGAAAUUGUAUGAAGAACAGGAAUUGACCAUGCAAGUUUUUUGUGAUUUAGAAAAUAAAGAUGUGGCAAUCAAUCAUGAUACUGCAGGAGACAACACUUAUGCUACUAUACGUCGUCCUUCUCGCCGUGGUUCUAUAAAUACACUUUUAACAAUGACGCCAGGGGAGUAUGCAACUUUAGGUGGUUCUGUUUUGCCAUUGCCACCAGAUGGAGCUACAUCACACAGUCAACAGUUAUUUGAAGCCUCACUUGGAUUUCAAGGAUCAACAUUCCAAGUUCCAGAUUCUGCUUUAGACACGAGUAAUCUACUUAGGAGCAAUUCAGAUGUAUGAAAUGUUUUAAUAAACAUUUUUUAUAUUGAUUGGUUAUUAUCAUACAUUUAUAAAAACAUGCAUUUGUUUAGUAGUAAUUUUUAAUGUAACAUUAUACAAGGUACUUAACCAAAUCAAAUAUUUCAUCGAACAAGAAUAUAUUUCUAAGGCCAGAUCUGUAUUUGAACUGCCAUUUUUUUUUACAGUUAUUAAGCUAUUUAUAUAUACUUUUAUCAAAUCACAUUUUCUAUUACUACUUAGUUAACAAAUAUAUAUUUAUUUUAAAAUUUGUCAAUUAAUACUAUUAAGACUGGUUAGGUAACUUUUUACUUAAAAUUUGAAUGCAAGUUAAGUAGUUAUUAUGUACCAAAAGUAUACAACCGCCAUCAAAGUAUUGAAACCGUCCACAACCAUUUUUUUAGUUUUUAAAUUUUUUUAUUCAGGUUCGGUUAGUAAAUAACUAAUUCAUUAUUAUUAUUUUAAUUAUUUAUUAAUGUUAACUUAAGUAUAAGGAUAUAAUUUAGGUGACUAAGCUAAGUUAAAAAAUAUAAAUUUGUUUAUUUUUAACA
Messenger RNA from Adelges cooleyi (spruce gall adelgid), 6529 nucleotides. RefSeq names its product cadherin-87A. The record is from RefSeq and is a predicted model, not a curated record. Gene Ontology annotation, cellular component: plasma membrane. The transcript is spliced from 29 exons. Lineage: Eukaryota; Metazoa; Arthropoda; Insecta; Hemiptera; Adelgidae. Gene Ontology annotation, biological process: homophilic cell-cell adhesion. Gene Ontology annotation, molecular function: calcium ion binding. The coding region runs from base 471 to 5981 and encodes 1836 amino acids.